Molecule: messenger RNA, 1281 nt
Organism: Apodemus sylvaticus (European woodmouse)
Lineage: Eukaryota; Metazoa; Chordata; Mammalia; Rodentia; Muridae
Gene: Syt4
Product: synaptotagmin 4
Exons: 4
Coding region: 1-1281 (426 amino acids)
Biological process (GO): vesicle fusion; calcium-ion regulated exocytosis; regulation of dopamine secretion
Cellular component (GO): axon; membrane; synapse
Molecular function (GO): clathrin binding; calcium ion binding; SNARE binding
Source: RefSeq, a predicted model, not a curated record
AUGGCUCCUAUCACCACCAGCCGCGUGGAAUUCGAUGAAAUUCCCACAGUGGUGGGCAUCUUCAGUGCUUUUGGCCUCGUCUUUACUGUCUCUCUCUUUGCCUGGAUCUGCUGCCAGAGAAGAUCGGCUAAGUCCAACAAGACUCCUCCAUACAAGUUUGUGCAUGUGCUUAAAGGAGUCGAUAUCUACCCAGAAAACCUCAGCAGCAAGAAGAAGUUUGGGGGAGAUGACAAGAGCGAGGCGAAGCGCAAAGCCGCCCUGCCCAACCUUCCCUUGCAUCUGGACCUGGAGAAGCGAGACCUCAAUGGCAACUUCCCCAAAGCCAACCCCAAAGCUGGCAGCUCUUCUGAUCUGGAAGCUGCCACCCCGAAGCUCUUCACCACUGAGACCGAAAAGGAGGCCGUUUCCCCUGAGAGCUUGAAGUCCAGCACUUCCCUGACUUCAGAGGAGAAACAAGAGAAGCUGGGGACUCUCUUCCUGUCUCUCGAGUACAACUUCGAGAAGAAAGCAUUUGUGGUGAACAUCAAGGAGGCCCAGGGCUUACCAGCCAUGGACGAGCAAUCCAUGACCUCUGACCCGUACAUCAAAAUGACGAUCUUACCAGAGAAGAAGCACAAAGUGAAGACCAGAGUGCUGAGGAAGACGCUGGACCCCGUUUUUGAUGAAACCUUCACGUUCUACGGGCUCCCUUAUCCCCACAUCCAAGAGCUGUCCCUGCACUUCACAGUUCUGAGUUUUGACAGGUUUUCAAGAGAUGACGUCAUUGGAGAAGUCCUUAUUCCUCUUUCAGGGAUUGAAUUAUCAGAUGGAAAAAUGCUGAUGACUAGAGAGAUCAUCAAGAGAAAUGCUAAGAAGUCUUCUGGACGGGGUGAACUUCUGGUCUCCCUCUGUUAUCAGUCCACUACAAAUACGCUCACUGUGGUAGUCUUAAAAGCGCGGCACCUACCUAAAUCUGAUGUGUCUGGCCUUUCAGAUCCCUACGUCAAAGUGAACCUGUACCAUGCCAAGAAGAGGAUCUCUAAAAAGAAGACUCACGUUAAAAAAUGCACUCCCAACGCAGUGUUCAAUGAACUGUUUGUCUUUGAUAUCCCUUGUGAGAGUCUUGAAGAAAUAAGUGUUGAAUUUUUAGUUUUGGAUUCUGAAAGGGGAUCCCGAAAUGAGGUGAUUGGGCGGUUGGUCCUGGGAGCCACAGCAGAAGGAAGUGGUGGAGGGCACUGGAAGGAGAUCUGUGACUUCCCCAGGAGACAAAUUGCUAAGUGGCACAUGCUCUGUGAUGGUUAG